AGUUGAGCCCGAGUCGACCUAGGGGCGUCAACUGGACAAUCGGACGACAGCUGAUGCCGCCUCUCACUUUACACUGACCGUACCCUCGUCCCAAAAAUAGCCCUGCCGCUCUUGGCCUAUUUAUGGAAUGGGCGCUACACGCGAAGCCGACAAUCCCACACGAGCCGCUCCAGACUGACUGCAGCCCUCGGCCGUGGCGAAAGGGGGGCCCCCUCGCGUGAGUCCACGGACUUCAGCGUUGGUAGCGAGAGUCCACACAGAGUUCGUUCGUCGCGGGAGUCCACGGAGUCCACCGUCGUCGUUGAAGAACCGCGCCGCCGUGGUUGUUGAGCCGUGACACGCGGUAGGCGGUCGUUCGUUUAAGCAUUCGUUCACCCCACCCCCCCCUAAAUCCUUCAUCCACCCCCCCCCCCUAAAUCCUUAAUUAUAUUUAUUUGUUUAAAGUCCGCGACUUUUGCUGCCGCGUGUGGUGGGGUGGUGGUGAGGGGGUCCGGCGAAGACGACACACCAUUCACAGUCGUAGACCUCCGUGCUCGCACGACGCGGGGAGCUGCAACUGGGCGCAGGGAAGCGCCCCCCCCCCCCUUCUUAGCGGCCCCCACUCGCACACUCGCGCUCGGGAUGUCGAGGGACCAGGAACGAGACGGAUCGGACCACCACAACGGCGACGAGGACGAUGAUUUCGACGAAGAUGCCAUCCUCGCCAACCUGUCGUCCGAGCAGCUGCAGCAGCUUGCCGGGGAACUGGCCGCGGACGACGACGAGGUGGAGCAGGAGGAGGAGGAGGAAGAGGAGGAGGAGGAGGAAGAGGAAGAGGCCACAGGCAGUACCGACGACGAUGACGACGGUGAUGGCGACAACGGGAAAGAGUUGGACGAAGACGAAAUCCUCUCGGCGCUGUCCAAGGAUCAGCUGCGGGAGCUGGAGAGGGACCUGGACGACAUCCAGCCGGACGUCUCCCUGCCCGUUGGCAUGCGGCAGAAGGACCAGACGGAGAAGAUAGCGACAGGCUCCUACAGCCACCACUCGCUCAUCGACUACAUGCAGAAGCAGAAGAAGCUGGUGGAUCUCGAGAGGAUUCCAGAGCCUCUGGUCGACGGACAGUACAAAAACGGGGAUGGCAAAAUCGAUUCUCGGCGACCGCUGGCGGAAGACGAGGAAGCGGUCGACGUGGAGAGCAGCGACCGAGCGGCCGAGAACGGCACGGCCGAGCGGGCGGCUCGCGCAGAGCGGCCUCCCGGCCACGUCGCCGGGAGGUCCCACGAAAGCUCGUCCGAGAGUUCCGACUCCGGCGGCGAGGACCGCGAGAGGAGCGCGCCGGGAGAGGCCUUCGCCCGCGGCGAGAGCCGUUCGGCGGCGAGAGGAGAAUCGGCGUCGCCGGUGAACGGCGUCGGCGUUCCGAACGGCCGCGGCUCUAUCACGCCUCCUCAGGAGGGCUCGGGUGAACCUGCCUGCGCGGCCGCCGCCGCCGCCGCUGACAACGCAGAUAACCCCACCGGCGGUGGUGAGCAGAAGCAAGGCGAUGGUGGCGGCGGAGGCGACGACGCCGAGUCGUUCAAACCGAAAGCACCUCUCAAGCUGCCCGGAGCGCUGGCCAACAGCCUGAAGGAUCAGCUCGCGGCCAAGUUCGGGGCUCUUCAGAAGGGGCCCAUGGGCAAGGGGCCGCCGGGCAAAGGGCCUGCGGCGAAGGGACCCGGCCGUCUGUCGGGAAACCCGACGAUCGUGGACGACGCCCUCAGGGGGGUCCAAAGCAACGACCCCGCGCUGACGGAGGUCAACCUCAACAACAUCGAGAACAUCCCCAUGGAGACGCUGGUGCAGUUCGCCGAGGCGCUCAAGAAGAACAAGCAUGUGAAGGUGUUCAGCAUCGCCAACACGCACUCGGACGACAACGUGGCGUACGCCAUCGCCAACAUGCUGCGUGCCAACCGCAGCAUCGACAAGCUCAACCUGGAGUCCAACUUCAUCUCGGGCCGGGGCAUCGUGGCCAUCAUGCGCUGCCUGCAGUUCAACGAGGCCCUGCUGGAGCUGCGCUUCCACAACCAGCGGCACAUCCUGGGCACGCAGGCCGAGAUGGAGAUCUCGCGCCUGCUCAAGGCCAACAACACCCUGCUCAAGAUGGGCUACCACUUCGAGCUGCCGGGCCCGCGCAUGAUCGUCACCAACCUGCUGACGCGCAACCUCGACCGCCAGCGGCAGCAGCGGCUCAUGGAGCAGCGCAUCCAGGAGGAGCAGCAGCAGAUCAGGAGGAUGCUGGCGGCGGGCCUGGCCGAGAUAGGCGAGGAGGGCAAGGGGGGCGAGUAUGACGAGGAGGAGGGCGAGGAGGAGGGGUGGCCAGACGGGCUCGCCGCGUCUCCGCGCCACAAGGUCCUCCGGGGCUCCCAGUCGCUUCCGGCGUCGCCGCCGGCGCCGAGGUCUCCGCGGCCACCCGGCUCGCCGGUCCCGGCCGACGGCGAGACGGCGGCGGCCGGCAGGAAACCGAGGAGCAUCGACCGGACGCUGGCCGAGUCGCACAGAUCGUCGUCGGCCAGCGGCGAGGACGCGAUGGGUGGCGGCCGCCGCGGCGGCGACGGCGGCGGGUGGAACAUGCAGGGGGUGCUGUCGCAGAAGGAGACCGCCGCCACGGGGGGUCCCAGGCUGAAGAAGAGACCGCCCGACGGCGAGAAGGAUUCGUCGUCGAAGGGCCAGUCACGCUUUCUGCUCAAGCGCGAGCAGCACGACUUCCGGCACGUGCUGCAGCCCACGAGGAAGCGGAAGGUGAAGCAGAACCCCAAGCCCAAGGAGAACUGCCUCCACGAGGACCUCAUGUCGGAGAUUCGGACGACGAACGUGGCCAUGCUGAAGAUGACCCCGAAAUCGAUAGAACAAUUGAAGGAGGAGUAUCUGAAGUAGUGAAGACGUGGAAUGAAAGUCCACACUCUUUAACUUUCGCGGACAUUUCGGACACGCCGCCCCGCGACACCCUACGGAGGCAACGGUGUUCACUCUGAUGCCCUCUCACGCGACCUCCUUAAGCCCUCCGCACGCCAGCGGAGCCGCCCGGAUGUAUAGAGCGGGGGUGGUGGUGGUGGUGGUGGCAAAAGACAAAUAGGUAGUGUAGCGGUUCUGGGUAGCGGUAGUG
Messenger RNA from Petromyzon marinus (sea lamprey), 3121 nucleotides. Its product is annotated as leiomodin-3-like. Gene Ontology annotation, biological process: pointed-end actin filament capping; actin filament organization; muscle contraction. Gene Ontology annotation, cellular component: striated muscle thin filament; cytoskeleton; myofibril. Lineage: Eukaryota; Metazoa; Chordata; Hyperoartia; Petromyzontiformes; Petromyzontidae. The record is from RefSeq and is a predicted model, not a curated record. Gene Ontology annotation, molecular function: tropomyosin binding.